Lachancea nothofagi CBS 11611 is the source of this 804-nucleotide messenger RNA. The record is from the annotation of a GenBank genome assembly. Lineage: Eukaryota; Fungi; Ascomycota; Saccharomycetes; Saccharomycetales; Saccharomycetaceae.
AUGGGAGCGAAAACCGGUCUUUUUCAUUCUCAUGGGCUAUUGAACAAAAUAGCUUUUACUUGGAAUCAUCUGAGCCCAGAAAAGCCUAGCGAUGACGUUUGGACGGAUGAAAACACUGGUGUCGAAAAUUCAACUUUGAUGGGAGCACCAUCACUUAUGCUUCCGAACUCGCUCAAUAGAAGUGGGAAAUUCAAACGAUCUUUGAAGAAAGCGAAAAGAUUGCUUAACAACGGACUUGGAUCUCCCCCUGCGCGCAAGACCUCCGCUACAAUUCGCUCAAACGGUAGUAAUGAUCCAGUUCGGUUUUUGUCGGUCUUUGGCAGGAGCCAUUUGAAUUCUGAGCUCUGGCUUUCGAAGCAAGAUGGGGUUGCUACGUUAGAACAAGAGAAAGAGAAUAGUCAACCGUUGAUCAAAAAAAUUGAACCCAAGGAUUCUACGACAAAGCGCGAUCCAUUAAAAGACCUGCCCAUUGAGGUCAGCGAAUAUCUGACAGCAGAAGAAAUUGAGAACAGAGAUACACACAUCAAUGUGGGAGAGCCAAAAUCCAAGCGCAUCAGCGGUGAACUGAAAUUGGUCUUUGCCAUGGCAAUUACUGAAUUUGUACAAGAAAAUGACAGAUGGAUUCAGAAGCUUAGGAUGGCGCAGACAUCGUGGGACAAGUCGGACGCAGCGCGAAGCGAGCAUCUGAGGUUCCUUGAGAAUUUACAAAACCUGCUAAAGUACGAAUCUGGCUUCUUGGAGGAAAUGAGUGCAAAAUUUGAGGCAGUGUGUGAAGAGAAUGAGGUAUUGCGAGGGCUGGAGUAA